This is a messenger RNA of Oikopleura dioica, 705 nucleotides long. The record is from the annotation of a GenBank genome assembly. NCBI's taxonomy places the organism in Eukaryota, Metazoa, Chordata, Appendicularia, Copelata, Oikopleuridae.
AUGGAAAUAAUCACUUGUGCUUCACAAAUCCCGACAAUCGAAAGAACCCGCAGAAGUUUGACUCAAGCCGAGUUUCAGCGUUACUCGCGACAACUGAUUCUUCCAGAGCUCGGCCGACCCGGUCAAGAAAACUUGAUCAACUCGUCCGUUCUCGUUGUCGGCUGUGGCGGACUAGGAUGUCCAGUGAUUCAGUAUUUGGCAGCAGCAGGAGUUGGUACUUUUGGAUUAGUCGAUAAUGACGUUGUUGAUACUUCAAACAUACAGCGUCAAAUUCUACACAUGGAAUCAGACAACGGGAAGCUAAAAGUCCUCUCCGCCGCAGAAACGAUCAAAAGCCUCAAUUCUACCGCUACUGUUUUCCUUUUCAACUUGACAAUCGACUCUUCCAACGCCCAGCAAAUCGUCAAUCAAUUCGAUUUAGUAGUUGAUUGCACGGACAACGUCGCGACGAGAUAUUUACUCAACGACGCUUGUUUUCUUUCACAAAAAUCGCGAAUCCCGCUGGUUUCGGGCGCCGCGCUCCGCUGGGACGGGCAAGUAACGGUUUACAAAGAAGAGAGUUGUUGCUACAGAUGUGUUCAUCCGAAUCCGCCAGCGCCAGAAUCAGUCACGAACUGUUCCGAUGGAGGGGUCAUCGGAGCAGUUUGUGGCGUCGUCGGAGCUAUUCAAGGGAAUUGGGUCAAUAAGGAGAUUUAUUUUUAUUGA